This is a messenger RNA of Gymnogyps californianus (California condor), 3794 nucleotides long. RefSeq names its product delta 4-desaturase, sphingolipid 1 (gene DEGS1). The transcript is spliced from 3 exons. The coding region runs from base 38 to 1009 and encodes 323 amino acids. Gene Ontology annotation, cellular component: membrane. Gene Ontology annotation, molecular function: sphingolipid delta-4 desaturase activity. The record is from RefSeq and is a predicted model, not a curated record. NCBI's taxonomy places the organism in Eukaryota, Metazoa, Chordata, Aves, Accipitriformes, Cathartidae. Gene Ontology annotation, biological process: ceramide biosynthetic process.
AGCGGGCUGGGCGGUUGGGGGGUGCCGCGCUGCCGAGAUGGGUAACACAGUCGCCAGAGAGGAUUUCGAGUGGGUCUACACGGACCAGCCUCAUGCCGACCGCCGCAAGGAGAUCCUGGCUAAACAUCCAGAGAUAAAAGCAUUGAUGAAGCCAGACUACAACUUGAUCUGGGUGGUUGUGCUGAUGGUUCUUGCGCAGUUGACUGCAUUUUAUCUAGUUAAAGACUUGGACUGGAAAUGGGUAACCUUCUGGGCAUAUGUUUUUGGGAGCUGUAUCAGCCACUCCAUGACUCUGGCUAUUCAUGAGAUUUCUCACAACAGUGCCUUUGGCAACAGCAAAGCAAUGUGGAAUCGAUGGUUUGGAAUAUUUGCCAACCUCCCUCUUGGCCUCCCAUAUUCCGUAUCCUUCAAGAGAUACCACAUGGAUCAUCAUCGUUACUUAGGAGGUGACGGAAUUGACGUGGACAUUCCUACCAACUUUGAAGGCUGGUUUUUCUGCACCCCUUUUAGGAAGUUCAUAUGGAUUGUUCUUCAGCCUUUUUUCUAUGCGAUUAGACCUCUCUGCAUCAAUCCCAAACCCAUUACUCGACUUGAAAUAAUCAAUUUGUUGGCUCAGCUUUCCUUUGAUGUUCUGAUAUAUUAUUUAUGGGGAGUCAGAUCCACUUUUUACAUGCUUGCUGGUUCAUUACUUGGACUUGGGUUGCACCCAAUUUCAGGACACUUCAUAGCUGAACAUUACAUGUUUUUAAAAGGACAUGAGACUUAUUCCUACUAUGGGCCACUUAAUUUGCUCACUUUUAAUGUUGGCUAUCACAAUGAACAUCAUGACUUCCCCAAUAUUCCUGGCAAGAGCCUUCCACUGGUGAAGAAAAUAGCAGCUGAAUACUAUGACAACCUGCCACAAUAUAACUCUUGGAUAAAAGUACUGUAUGACUUCGUGAUGGAUGACACAAUCAGCCCAUAUUCACGCAUGAAAAGGCAAUUAAAGGGUGAAGUGAAGCAAGAUUAAACUUCCGGCAACCAAAAAAACUUUGAAAAGUCUGCUUGCUUAAAGUGGCUGGUAUAAGGUCUCUUGCUAAAGCUCUUCACAGGUGUCCUGAAUUAAGAUCUACAGCAACAUAGCAAUGCAUCCUUAAGGAUUUUGUAGCAGACUCCUAUGAGCUGUAACAUUCCUCACAGUCCUCAGAUUCAUUGGUUUAAUGUGUCUAUGUUUGCCUAAGGAUCAGUGUUAUAUGCAUAAUGCUAAAUCACUUUGUUACAGAAUUUACUUUGGCAGGUGUUAAAUCUCUAAAAUAUCUGUCUGACUCAAUAUUUUAAAAGUUCUCAAUGUAGUACACUGCCCACAUAUGCUGUUUAGAUGACUGUAGUGUUAAAAUGCUGUACUUACCCUGUUAAUUCUAAACUAAUGUGAUUUGUUAACUUAAACCUUCUGUUGAACCUGUUUCCUAACUUGUGGGUGGAAGAACUAAAUUUGCACAGAAAUGUUAAGUCUGCUUUUGUUUAAAUAUGUAAUGUGUCAUUUGAAGCAUUGCUUUAAAGUUCUACCUUUUCGACUGAAAGUACCUUGAAGGGGCAAUCUAUCAGAAUGAAACUGGCAUCUUCGAGAUAGCUUGUGUAACUUCCUUGUAAAAAGGUGGGGAAUUCAAGGGUAUUGCCAGCUUUGUGGGUCCUAGCUUACUGCCUAAGCUGCUUGUGUUAGCAUAUAGCUUGAGCAGCUAGCAUUUAGAAACGUAUUGUGUAAGCCACUCAGUAACUUCAUAUAACUGAUUAGGUUUUUCAUAUGGGAAAAAUCUUGUUACAGUUUGGGGGUUUUCUGAUCUGCAAAGAAAAAUGAUUAGACUUGUCCUAGUUGGUUCUGCUGUUACCAUGGUUUUAAAUGCUCAAUCUAUAAAUAUUUACACUCAUUUGGAAAUCUGGCUUGUAUGGAAAACUGAAUCAAUUGAAGCAGAUACUGUUCUGGCAAACAAGGCUAGCUACAACCACUGACAGCUCUACCUUACCUAUACUAAGUCAUUUGUAUACACAGAAAAUGAUCUUGAUUUCCGCCCCCCUCCUGCCCCAAACCUACAGUACCCUACAUAAACACUUGUCUGUCUUACAUACUAAAAUGUGGUGAGAGCACAGGUGGUGAUAUCAAACUUCCUAAGAAGUUUUUAAAUUGGGAACAGAGAAUGGAUAGAUGUGCUGAACACUGAAGAACCUCUACAUACCUCAGCACAGUGUAUUUGCCUUCUAUCAUCUAAUGCAUUGAUGAUGGCUUUAAGCUGUCAAAGAUGGCUACAAAUCACCCUUAAAUCUCAAAUGGUGAUCCUAUGGUAUGUUCUUCACUUAUCUGAAAGAUGCAAUCUGAAGGUGGAAGUCUUAGCUGCUGUCCACACUGGUCUGCUGUAAGUAACUAACUUAAUUUUUAGAUGCCUUCAACUCCUGCAUUUUGGUUUUUUUGGAAGAAGCUGAGCUUGACAAGAAUGUAUUGGUAUAUCUUAACCCUUGCUUGCUUGCAGUCCUGUUUUUAAUGUGUGUUUUGUUUAAGUGGAGGCCCUUAUCUGUGGUUAAGCAAUAGAAAUGGUAUGAAAGUGUGCCAACCACUUAAAGUGACUUCAUUAUGAUGCCAGUAACAUGCUAGCUAGCCAGUAUAUUGCUCAGGGUAGAGUAUAAUGUCAAAAUAUACUUUAUCCAGUAUUUUAACAUUUAAUUAAAAAGGAGAGAUUAAAGUAAUAUUGGGUGAAUUUUUGACUGGUCCCCUUACGCUGAAGGACUUAAGCUUUAGAGAAAUUUGGUAUUUUUAAAGCAGAUGCAAGACCUGUUCUAUUGAGUGGUGGUAUAGAUGAACUGUAAAGAAUCAUUGCCUUUCCUUUCUACUCAGAAGAAAACUGACUUUGGUUGAAAGACUUGAAUAGGCUUAACAAGUUGCAGAACAGUUUAUUUUUAAGCCACUUCUGCAUGACUGCUCAAUUUAAGAAGCGAAAGGUAGAAUUAAAUCUCUUUGUCUGAUGGCUUACCAUAGCUGGAUGAAGGAUUGAAAGUGCCUCCAAAAAGUUUUAUGGCUAAAAGCUAAAGUUAAGAAAUUCAGUUAUCCUAGAUGAAUACAUAAGAGAACCAAAGUUCAGAGUCAAAAUUUUAUACUUGGGCUUAGUUACCUACUUCCUGGAAUCACUGAUGCUCCUUACUGUCCUCCCAGUGGGUGGUGCAAGUGUGAAUUCCUGCUUUUAAACAGGACUGAAGUUGCCAUCUCUCUUGUUUAAAAUUGCAAAUGUUGCUUUAAGGUGUUCUGACUAUGAUCUUCCCUUCCAACUCUGAUUAUAAAUACACUAUUUUCACUUCAAGAGCUGCAGAAUAGUGGGGAGUUCUGAGGGAGAUAUCUAUGCUUGCCAUAAUCUUUCUGAAACAUCUACUGGCUGCCUAUUGGAGAACACCUACUGGACUAGGUUAAUCUGAGCCAGUGAGACUUAAGUUUGGAUCUAAACCAUGGUCUGAUUCUUGCAGGCGUUGGUAACUACCAUUCUUAGGCACAUAAUUCCUGUGUAACACACAAGAGGCCUUGGCAUCUAACUUAAGUAGUAGGGAUUUUGCCAGAAGCACAUAAUCUGAAAGUUAACCUAUAUUGUAGUAUAGUUUCAUCCCUGAAAAAGUUAGAAGCAUUUCUGAACCACUGGUAAAAGGAAUUAAGACUAGCUGGACUACUUGACUUGUGUCUGAUAUAUUCUAAAUGAAUAACUAUUUUCUCCAGUCAUAAUGUGGUGUUUAGUCCAAAGGCAUGGCAUAGAAAUAAGAAACAUUAAAUUUUUUUAAAUACA